CGGUAAUGAGCUGAGUGCGGUUUAACUUCUUGUAACAAUAAGACGAGGAGCAAGACAGACCGGCAGACUUAUGUCAUACAAUCUGAGUUGAAAAAUGAAGACUCUGAUGGUGUUUGAUUUUGACCACACAGUGGUGGAUGACAACAGUGACACUUGGGUGUUAAGAUGUCUGCCUGGCGAGGCACUUCCUGACUCUGUGAAGAAAUCCUACAGAAAAGGUCAUUGGACUGAGUUCAUGGGCAGAGUGAUGAAAUACAUUGGGGACCAGGAUGUCAGCCCAGACAGGGUCCGCAGUGUGAUGGAGACCAUCCCCUUUACAGCAGGAAUGACAGACUUGCUGACUUUAAUACUGGAGAAUAAGAGCAGCAUCGACUGCAUCGUCAUCUCGGACUCCAACGCCCUGUUCAUUGAUUGGAUCCUCCAGGCGUCAGGACUCCAGGCAGCUGUCGAUCAGGUCUUCACAAACCCAGCUAAGUUCAACGAGCUUGGGUACAUGGAGGUGCAGUGCUGCCACUCUCACGACUGCACACAAUGCCCCGUAAACCUGUGCAAGAGGAGAGUCCUGGAGCUGUACCUGUCCGAGAGGUCUGACGGAGGUGUGAGCUACGAGCGGAUAUAUUAUGUGGGGGACGGUGGGAAUGACCUCUGUCCCACUUUCUGUCUGCGAGGGAACGAUGUGGUGAUGCCCAGGAAAGGCUACACCCUGGAGAAACUGCUGUCCAGACUAGAGAGUCAGAAAGAUGACACUUCUCUGAGAGCUAAAGUCAUCGCCUGGAGCAGCGGCACAGAGAUCCUCGAGGAACUGAAAGCCAGUAUGUAGCCUUCAUGAGAGCGUGGAGUUCAAAAUGAAAAGCAUUCAAUUCUGACUCAAAUAUUGCGCUAAUUCAAAUAAUGAGACUUUGCAUGUGAGGGCAAUGCUGCUCCUUUAAAUUUUGAAAAAACACACAAGUCAGUGGUUUUUUAAUUUACAUUUUUUUAAGUUGUAAUUAAUUAUUUCAAUCACUUUUCCUUUAACUUUAACCGUUUGUUGUUUAUCUCUUCUAAAAAUCAACUCAAAGCCCUAAACAUGUGUUUUUUUUUUACCUGAAGCUAUAAUCAAGGCUGUUGUUUUAAUAGUAAGAAGGAGAAAGGGAAUCGAUGCAUCUCAGCCUUAUUACAUCAUAAACACUCAGUUUUUACAUGUGCACUAAUGUAAGACUUGUAGGGUCUUUGUUUUACCUCUGAAAGACACCAGUUACAAAGUGCUUCACCGUCCAAUAAAAAUUAAAAAUAAAAA
Molecule: messenger RNA, 1276 nt
Organism: Labrus bergylta (ballan wrasse)
Lineage: Eukaryota; Metazoa; Chordata; Actinopteri; Labriformes; Labridae
Gene: phospho2
Product: phosphatase, orphan 2
Molecular function (GO): phosphatase activity
Source: RefSeq, a predicted model, not a curated record